Lactuca sativa (garden lettuce) is the source of this 1036-nucleotide messenger RNA. The record is from RefSeq and is a predicted model, not a curated record. NCBI's taxonomy places the organism in Eukaryota, Viridiplantae, Streptophyta, Magnoliopsida, Asterales, Asteraceae.
CUGGAAUCUAUUUUCCAGUUUCAAAAUUGGAAUCCGCAAAACCCAAAACACAUUGCAUCUGAUUUCAAAUCGAAACUUACCUCUUUUUCUCUGUAACACACAUCAAAUUUCUUUUUCUUUUGAUCCAAUGUGACCAUCUCAGUUCUCUAUGCAAAUUAUAUUUUCACUGAACCUGAAAAACUUCUCCAGAAAGGCGAUACAUAGUUCAAAGUUUAAUUUGACCUCCUGAAGGGGAAGGGGGUUUCAUUGGAGUUGUGUUUAGGAAACCUGCAGUGGGGUUCACUCAUCAGGAGGUUGCACAAUUAACAAGAGGAUGCCGACAAUGGGGUUGGGAGGUAGAUUCUUGAAGAUGAAAUGACAAAAAAACUUGUAGAUGUCUGACAAUUGGGUUUUACCAUCGAGGUUUCGUGAUGGCAGGUUUCAAUCAUCAAGAGGUGAAUCCAUUGGUUCAAGAAGGAGAGGGGGAAUAGAGGCGAUGAGAAGUAAGAUACUUACCGGCGAUGAAGGGUGGCGAGAAAUAUGGGCGGCUUCUCGACGGGAAAGGGGUAUUUUGAAGAUGAACAAGGCUGAUGAGGGUGCUGGUAGAAUUGAUGUGCCCACAAAGAGAGCAUUCGCUCAAGUCAAGGCCAAUCACAUGACCAUUCUCAUGGUCAUUGCUGCACUCCACCCAUACCACGAACAACAAUCAAAACCAGCGUCCGAUGCAAUGCUUCUGGGCUUCCAAGAUUGGAACGUUUGAAACCAACCAGUAGCACAAAACUCAUCAUCUUGAUGAAUUAAGCUUUGCUUGAAUAGAUACAAGGUGGAACAUUCCUCAUCAUGGGUUAGUGAUGAUCCACUGCAAAUGAGGGUGACCAAAAAGUAGAAAAGGGAGAUUGUUUGCAACAAGCUGAAGUGAUUCAAGUAUGAAGCCAUGGAAAAAGGGUUUGAAAUAUUUUAAUUGUCUGUGGACGUGCAAUCUUCUUUAUAUAGACCAUUUGUAUGUUGUUCAACCAUAAAUGAAUAAGACAUGCACUAUCUAGAGAGGAAUGAAGCA